Cladocopium goreaui is the source of this 2588-nucleotide messenger RNA. The record is from the annotation of a GenBank genome assembly. NCBI's taxonomy places the organism in Eukaryota, Dinophyceae, Suessiales, Symbiodiniaceae.
AAACCCCGUCCGAAGCUGUGCCGGACAUGUCCGGCGUCGAAAGCCAUGGGGACAGCGCGCCAAAGAAGCGCCGCGCUGCGUCGAACCCAUCAGCGCAAAAGAGGCCUCGUGGCCUGCAACGUCUGCGCAGCUUCUCAAAGGGCUUGGCGUAUGCGCACAGCCAGGCGUAUCACCACGUCUGCGGCCCCGAGUGGAUUCGCACCUUGCGGGGUGAGCUGCUGGGGCGUUCGGUCGCGGUGAUCCUCUGUGGUGAGUCCCAUGAAGAUGCGCUGGACUUGACCCGGAAGAAGUGCGUCAUCGAACCCGAGAAGGGCUGGCACUUUGUGGGCGACCACGCGGAGGCUCUCGGGCAGCAAAUGGCCACGAAGGAUUGCGCCACGCUGAAAGGCGCCAAGAACUGGGCUGCGGAGACGGUGGAUGACGCGGAGGACAGCGAGGAAGAUGACCUGAUCGGUGCUAAGCUGAUUUUCCAGGCUGGCGAUCGGCCGGGCGCCAAGGGAACGGCGCGCGUCUAUCGACCCAGUCAACCUUGGCAUCGGCACAGUCCACAUCUGAGGCCACACAGAAGUCCUCGUUUGGGACCCCAUUCGCCUCCUCCGAUUGCAGAUGUGACAACACCCAAGCUGCAAGUCUUCGAGUGGUCUGACUUAGAUAAGGAGGCGGAGAAUUACAACAAGCGGCGCCUGCGUGGGGAGGAGAUCCCUGUGGAGGAACACGAUGCACUGAUUGCCUCGCGCAAAGCAGCGAGGCUGGCUGAAGGCAUCGAGCUUUUUGAUGAUUGGCUGCUGCGACAUGCUGGCUCUCCCAAACCAGGCCGACGCUUGGAGGUUGUCAUUGAGGCGCACGUGCCGGCCAGUGAGGUGGAAUUCCAUGAGGAGAAGCACCUCCCAAAGCCUUCGACAGAGCCGGCAGAGCCACGGCCCCACGAAGCUUUGCAGAGAUUGGAGCUGGACUCGGAUGGCGACUCGGAGGACGAGAAGGAUCCAGACGAUGGCACAGGCACUUACCUGGAUUUCCUACGUCGAAGGCUGCUGCAGAACUGGCCGGGGCGGGUGAGGCACAUUGACCCACGAGAUUUGGGCGAUGAUGAUCACGAAGACCUUCGUGAUGCUUUUCAGGCUCUGUUGCCACAUCCUCUGCCCCCAGAUGCGGAGCAGUUGGCAGUCGAGGAAGAGGGUCUCAAGGAGCCUGAGACAGGCAAUGCGACUGGCCUGGUGGCCUCGCGAAAGGCCAGGCGUGCGGAGCGUCCCACGCCGUUGCCUUCUUGGGAGGCCUUCUUUGGGACGGCUUCGGAACUCUUGUACUACUCGCCCUAUGUCAAGGCAGACUACGUUCCCUUCCUGGCCGGUUGCAUCAUCGAUGGUUCAGAUGCCAAAGCUGCUCUGCUGGACUUCUUUCGGAGUCUUCUCUUUGGCACGGUACCAGAGGCCAUCGUUAAGCUGCAUCUUGAAGGUGAGCGCCGGUCCAUGGCAUGCCUGAGAUCCCUGACCUAUCGGGAGGCCAGCGGAACGCUCUGGCGCCGGCCUGGGGACGGCGGUUUGGUGCCGGUUCGCCGGGCUCCUCUGCACGGUUAUUUGAAAGCCAAAGGAUCAGAUCCACCGAGGACCUGGAUCUCUGGCCUAGCACAAGGUUUGCAGCAGCAGGGGGCUGAGGCGCUGGUGCAUCAGGCAGAGGACUGGUACUUUCGCUCGGUGGAAGAGUUGCUUGCAGACCCCAAGGGGGCUGAUGCAGAUGGUGACUACUUCAUGGCCUGGUUACGUGAGUGCCACCGCGAGGUUUACGCAGACAUAGACAGGAGCGAUCCGAAAGAGUUGCGAACUCUGAAGAAAGCCAGGAGCAAGAGCAAAAAGUCCAAGCACUACGACUUGGCGAGCAUUCGUAUUCCCAAUCUGCAGGAGGCAUUCGAGGAGCUCGCUGCAUUUCAUCCGUCGACUCAAGCCGCAAGCCGGAGACAGCGGGUCUUGGCCAAGAUCAUCAUCGACAGCUUCCAGCUGCGCCUGGUGGAUUUGGCAGCGGUGCUGACCAUGGCGGAGUGUAUGCUGGAAGCCAAAGAGGGUGAGGAGGUGGUGGUCGUGCUCUAUGCUGGAGGAGCUCACACGCAAUGCGUGGAGAGGUUUUGGAGGAGCCAAGGCUUUUCCAGCGAUGGCCUACCCAAGCGAGGUCUAGUUGGAAAGGAAGAUUGGGACGAUGAUGAGCCACGAGGUCAUGGUUCCUCUCCAAGCCCUUUCCAUAUAAUGUGAAUCCUUGAGGAGUUCUGCAAGCUGGGCGAGGGGCAGAGGGGAUGGUGCUAUCAUCAGCUGCCUGGUGGUCGAGCGAGUCCUGGAGUCAAGUAUGACCAAAUCUAUCAAUGGCGAACCUGGCAAAAUGAGAGAACUUUGCAUGUUCUGCUGUCGCAGCAUUUUCCCGACAGGCGAAAAUAGCUGGGGGGCCUCUCUCCAGGCUCUUCCGGCAAAAACGCUGGAAUGGAAGCCUUUCCAAUGCCAAUCUAGAUGAUGCCGGAUGUAGUGGCACCGGCACCCUGACCCAUUGGGCAACAUUUUUAAUUUGCCCAAUGAGCUGCCUAGCUGGGAACAGUUCAUGCUUUCAAG